UGUCAUUAGAUGGUUCAGUCCGAGGAUGGCCGCUGCUGUCGGUGUAAAUAAACAGGCGUCGAUGGAGCCGUGUGCGCGACACGGCCGCGGAAACACUUCAAAUGCGGUGAAGGUGUUGGAGUGUGGUGUGUGUGAGGAUGUGUUUUCUCUACAGGGGGACAAGGUCCCGCGGCUGCUGCUGUGCGGACACACGGUGUGUCACGACUGCUUGACCCGUCUGCCUCUCCACGGCAGGGCAGUCCGCUGCCCCUUCGACAGACAGGUCACCGAGCUGGGAGACUCGGGUGUGUGGGGCCUAAAGAAGAACUUUGCCCUGCUAGAAUUGCUUGAACGGCUACAGAAUGGGGCAUCCAAUCAGUCAGGCAUGUCAGAGGAUUCACUUCGGGAGAUGGGCGAGUGCGUAAUCCGCUGUGAUGAGGAUGAGACUCACACUGCUUCCAUGUACUGCACGGUGUGUGCCACGCACCUGUGUGCCGAGUGCUGCCAGCUCACACACUCCACCCGGACGCUGGCCAAGCACCGGCGCGUGCCCCUGGCAGACAAGCCCCAUGAGAAGAUGCUCUGCCCGCAGCACCAGGUGCACGCCAUCGAGUUCGUGUGCCUGGAGGACGGCUGCCUGCCCGGGCCGCUCAUGUGCUGCGUGUGCAAGGAGUACGGAAAGCACCAAGGGCACAAGCAUGCUGUUCUAGAGGGUGAAGCCAACCAGAUUCGAGGGUCCAUCCUGGACAUGGCACACUGCAUCCGUACGUUCACAGAGGAAGUGUCGGAGUACUCCAGGAAACUAGUGGGCAUUGUGCAGCAGAUUGAAGGAGGAGAGCAGAUCGUGGAGGACAGCAUGGGCAUGGCUCACACUGAACAUGUUCCAGGAACAGCGGAGAGCGCCCGGUCUUGCGUGCGUGCCUACUUUGCCGAUCUACACGAGACCCUGUGCCGUCAGGAGGAGAUGGCUCUGAGCGUGGUGGACGCACACGUGCGAGAGAGGCUGAUCUGGCUUCGACAGCAGCAGGAGGACAUGACCAUACUGCUGUCACAGGUGUCCACUGCCUGUCUGCACUGCGAGAAAACACUGCAGCAGGAUGAUUGCAGGGUGGUUUUGUCGAAACAGGAGAUCAACCGACUGCUAGAGACGCUGCAGAAACAGCAGCAGCAGUUUACAGAGCUGGCCGACCACAUUCAGCUGGACGCUGGCAUCCCUGUUACUUUCACUAAGGACAACCGUGUGCACAUUGGUCCAAAGAUGGAGAUCCGGGUUGUGACUUUAGGCUUAGAUGGAGCUGGCAAAACUACUAUUCUCUUCAAACUGAAGCAAGAUGAGUUUAUGCAGCCCAUACCGACCAUAGGUUUUAAUGUUGAAACUGUUGAAUACAAAAACCUGAAAUUCACCAUUUGGGAUGUGGGUGGCAAGCAUAAACUCCGCCCACUCUGGAAACACUACUAUCUGAACACACAAGCGGUGGUGUUUGUGAUUGACAGCUGUCAUAGAGACCGGCUGAUGGAGUCUCACAGUGAACUGGCCAAACUGCUGACCGAGAAAGAGCUCAGAGAUGCUCUGCUGCUCAUCUUCGCCAACAAACAGGACGUCCCCGGCGCGGUGUCCGUGGAGGAGAUGACGGAGCUCCUGAGCUUACACAAACUGUGCUGCGGGCGCAGCUGGCACAUCCAGGGCUGUGACGCCCGCAGUGGCAUGGGGCUUCACGAGGGCCUGGACUGGCUCUCACGCCAGCUGGUGGCCGCAGGAGUUUUGGAUGUGGCCUGAGGGACGCUUACCCACUCUUAAUAGACUUGUGACUUACAACUCAAGCCUGUCCGUGUCAUUUGCACAGUCACCCUGCUCAUGUUUACCCAUGUCAUACCAUCAUACAUCAGUAGACUUGCUGCUGUGUGCGCUUGUGGUUCAAUGGUGUUCAUUAAUGGAGCUCAUAUAGGACUCCAGGUUAAAUACAAGGCAACAUAUCCUGCAGGUUAUCAACAAACAUAAUUUCAGCUCAUCACUCAGUUUCUAAAUAAAAACAAAGUUUUGAAACUUAUUAUGAAAGCCUAUGGGCAAGUGUGCUUCAUAGACUUCCAUUGGAAAUGCUUUACUGUAUAAAAAAAAAAGAAAA
Molecule: messenger RNA, 2102 nt
Organism: Rhinichthys klamathensis goyatoka
Lineage: Eukaryota; Metazoa; Chordata; Actinopteri; Cypriniformes; Leuciscidae
Product: E3 ubiquitin-protein ligase TRIM23
Exons: 11
Coding region: 26-1756 (576 amino acids)
Biological process (GO): intracellular protein transport; vesicle-mediated transport
Cellular component (GO): plasma membrane; lysosomal membrane; cytoplasm
Molecular function (GO): GTP binding; zinc ion binding; GTPase activity
Source: RefSeq, a predicted model, not a curated record